AUGGAAUACCAUGUACGAGGCUCGCCAGUCAUGAGACCCGUCCACUUCAAGCUCCCUUCGUCCCAGCGUUAUGCUGGCUCAAACAGCGCGACUCGGCUUAAACAGAAUUCGAGAGGGCGCUUCUCCCGGAGAGGCACAUGGUACACGCGAAUCGGAAGGUCGGCAAAAGACUUUCCCCACAUCACGCAAUCUCGGCAUUGCCAAUGGGCUCCACCCCCACCGCCUUCAAAUGUGCCAGUCUCUUUUUCUCUUGAAUAG
Molecule: messenger RNA, 258 nt
Organism: Protopolystoma xenopodis
Lineage: Eukaryota; Metazoa; Platyhelminthes; Monogenea; Polystomatidea; Polystomatidae
Source: the annotation of a GenBank genome assembly